Messenger RNA from Cyclopterus lumpus (lumpfish), 993 nucleotides. It is a transcript of the gene aipl1, whose product is annotated as aryl hydrocarbon receptor interacting protein-like 1. The coding region runs from base 1 to 993 and encodes 330 amino acids. Gene Ontology annotation, molecular function: protein binding; peptidyl-prolyl cis-trans isomerase activity. The record is from RefSeq and is a predicted model, not a curated record. Lineage: Eukaryota; Metazoa; Chordata; Actinopteri; Perciformes; Cyclopteridae. The transcript has 6 exons.
AUGUCGGAUAUGCAGGACACAAUGCUGCUGGGCUUGGAGGGAAUCAAAAAAAUCAUCCUGCACGGAGGCACCGGAGACAUCCCAAAAGUCAUCACUGGGGCGAAGGUGACGUUCCACUUCCGCACCCAGCUGUGCGAUGAGGAACGCACCGUGAUCGAUGACAGCAGAGUGGUGGGGACGCCCAUGGAGAUUGUGAUCGGCAACAUGUUUAAACUGGACAUCUGGGAGACCCUGUUGUCUUCCAUGAGGAUUGGUGAGGUGGCUGAAUUCUGGUGUGACAUCAUUCACACCGGCAUCUAUCCACUUGUGGCCAAGAGUAUGAGGCGCAUUGCAGAGGGCAAGGACCCAGUGGACUGGCACAUCCAUACAUGUGGUAUGGCCAACAUGUUCGCCUACCACAGCCUCGGCUACGACGACCUGGAUGAGCUGAUGAAGGAACCGAAACCCCUCUACUUUGUCAUGGAGCUGAUCAGGGUGCAGCAGCCUAGUGAGUACAACAGAGAGACGUGGGCUAUGAGCGAUAAGGAGAGGCUGAAGGUGGUCCCCGUGCUGCACGGCCAGGGGAACAAGCUCUACAAACAAGGACACUACCAGGAUGCCACACAAAAGUACAAGGAGGCCAUCAUCUGCCUCAAGAAUGUUCAGAUGAAGGAAAAAGCAUGGGAGGCCCCGUGGCUGAAGCUGGAGAAGAUGGGCAACACCUUAACGCUCAACUACUGCCAGUGUCUUCUCCGCAUGGAAGAAUACUACGAGGCCAUUGAGCACACCAGCGACAUCAUCAACCAGCACCCAGGUGAUUAUAAGGCCUUCUACCUGCGAGGGAAGGCCCACGCGGAAGUGUGGAACGAGGCGGAGGCUCGGCAGGACUUCAGCAGGGUGCUGGACCUGGACCCCGGCAUGAAGAAGGCCGUCAAGAGGGAUCUGGCUGUGCUGAACAUGCGCAUGGAGGAGAAGAACCAGGAGGACAGGAACAAGUACAAAGGCAUGUUUUGA